AUGGUUUCAUUAAAACUCCAAAAAAGACUUGCCGCUUCAGUCCUUAAAUGUGGUAACAGAAAAGUUUGGUUAGACCCAAAUGAAACCCCAGAAAUUUCACUUGCCAACAGUAGAAAGGCUAUUAGAAAGUUGAUUAAAGACAGAUUAAUCAUUAAGAAACCAGCUGCUAUGCAUUCAAGAGCUAGAGUUGUUGAAAGAAAACAAGCUAAGAUUCUUGGAAGACAUACUGGACAUGGUAAAAGAAAGGGAACAAAGAAUGCUAGAACUCCACAAAAGACAUUAUGGAUUAUUAGAAUGAGAGUUCUUAGAAGACUUCUUCUUAAAUAUAGAACUACUGGUAAAAUCGAUAAACACAUGUAUCACGACUUCUAUCUUAAGGUUAAGGGUAAUCAAUACAAAAACAAGAAGGCUCUUAUGGAAUCUAUCUUCAAGGCUCUUGAAGAAAAGAAACUUCUUGCUAAAGCAAGUGUCCAAGUUACUAAGAAAUCAACUUUCAUUACUGAAAAGAAACCAGUUGUUGCUGAAGAACCAAAGAAAGUCGUAGAAAAGAAGGAAGAAAAGAAAACUGAAAAGAAAUCAAAGGCUGGAAAGAAAACCGCUAAGAAAUGA
Messenger RNA from Entamoeba dispar SAW760, 609 nucleotides. RefSeq names its product 60S ribosomal protein L19-1, putative. The coding region runs from base 1 to 609 and encodes 202 amino acids. Lineage: Eukaryota; Evosea; Mastigamoebida; Endamoebidae. The record is from RefSeq and is a predicted model, not a curated record. The transcript has a single exon. Gene Ontology annotation, cellular component: cytosolic large ribosomal subunit; ribosome. Gene Ontology annotation, molecular function: structural constituent of ribosome; RNA binding. Gene Ontology annotation, biological process: translation.